UGAGAAAAACAACGUUAGAAUUUUUGUGGGCAAUGUAAACUGUCAUGUGAGAAGCAUAUCCUUUUGGUGCAAAUGAGUGUCUUCACGAGGAGGAGACAGAUCUUCAAGGUGAUCAUCUGAUGACAAGCUGUUUGUUUCCAAGCCAACUGCAGUUGUUAAGUAUUUUAAUUGUUGUCAGUUGUUUGCGGAAUCAAUUGUCACGUUCCGUUCUUGGGAAACCGCUAAUCCGAGUGGGAUUUGUAUGGAGAGGAUCGACAUGGACUUCUUCGAUGAUGGUAGACAAUGUUGAAUAAGGCUGUAUCAUCAGGCGAUAUCCUCUGACGUUAGCGUGUUUGUUUAUUGCGGUUGUCAGGGCUGUCAGCUGUGUGUUGUCAUCGUGUUGUUUACUGGGGGGCGAACAUUUUUGGAUAGGAAAAUAGGAAUAAUCAGGUGAUAGUUGCGCUUGCGCUGCACGCGUACCGCCAACAUGGUCCACGUACGAAGCCCGGUUCAUCAUUUGUUGCAUGCAGUCGGCUCGUCGAGGUUAACCGGUAUAUAUCUCGUGGUGGUAGUAUUGUCAUGCCGGCACAGGAUCUAGAGAAACAAGGUGCUCACGUUCUUAAAGUCCUCAACAUGAAACCCAUCGUCUCCUCCAACAACUCCCACGAGGAGCUCAUGCCACACACCGUGGACCCAGCUGAAGAUGAGGGUCCCACACUCAAAGACGUUACAAGGCGCGAGUGGAUUUCCAUAUUUAUACUGUGCUUCGUUAAUUUGAUCAACUACAUGGAUAGGUUCACAUUAGCAGGUAUACUGGAUGAUGUUAAGAAAGAGUUUGGUAUUGGUGAUAGCGAGGGUGGACUUCUGCAGACGAGCUUCGUGCUCAGCUACAUGGUCUUCGCGCCGUUAUUCGGAUACCUGGGUGAUAGAUACAGCAGACGUUACAUCAUGACUGGAGGCGUUCUGCUUUGGAGCCUCACCACCCUCGUCGGCUCCUUCAUGGAUCAUUUCCCUAUGUUCAUCAUGUUCAGAGCGCUCGUUGGAAUCGGAGAGGCCAGUUAUUCCACGAUAGCCCCAACGAUCAUCAGCGAUCUGUUUAUAAAGAACGUAAGAUCCAAGAUGUUGGCCCUCUUCUACUUCGCCAUACCGGUUGGAAGUGGUUUGGGUUACAUAGUCGGCGCUGAAACUUCAAAGGCUUUCGGGGCGUGGCAGUGGGCGUUGCGCGUGACUCCUGGUUUGGGUCUCCUCGCCGUGCUGCUCAUCUUCUUCGUGCUCCAAGAUCCAGAACGUGGUCAGAGCGAGGAUAGUGGUCACCUACAAGCGGGUACCUUGAAAGAGGACCUGAAGGCCCUCAUGCAGAAUGGAAGCUUCAUCUUGUCCAGUUUGGGAUUCACCUGCGUGGCGUUCGUUGCCGGAGCUUUGGCCUGGUGGGGUCCCACACUGCUUACUUUGGGCAUGGCUCUGCAAAAUCCCGGAUCUGAUGAAAAACACGAUGAUUUGUCGUUCAUUUUCGGAGUGAUAACGAUAGCGGCCGGAGUGAUUGGCCUAGCUUUGGGUUGCGCGUUGAGCCAAAGCUUAGGUGAGCGAUGGCCGACGGCUGAUCCUCUGAUUUGUGCUGGGGGUCUGCUCGUCUCGACCCCUUUGCUCGUCGGGGCUAUGCUCACUUGUACCAGCAACUCCUACCUAUGUUACGCGCUGCUCUUCUUAGGACAAGUCGCUCUCAACCUAAAUUGGGCAAUAGUCGCGGACAUUACAUUGUACGUUGUUUUACCUACAAGAAGAUCUACAGCUGAAGGACUACAAAUGUUGGUGUCUCACGCUCUCGGCGAUGCCGGAAGCCCUUAUUUGAUCGGAGUCGUAUCCGAUGUAUUGAAAAUCAAAUUGGGCAAUGGUACGCCGGACGCAUCCACAGAUUUCCACUCGUUGCAGUACGCGCUUUUCAUCACGUGUUUCGUGGAAGUACUCGGAGGAGUUUUCUUCCUCAUCAACGCAUUCUAUAUAGUAAAGGACAAGAAGAAAGUCGAGAAGGCGCUCAAAGUUGGACUUUCGGAACCGAACAAUCUGAUGGCGACGGAAACGGAACAGAGUAGAUUGAUGACCUGUUAAAACAGUGGAGAAUCAAGCAUAUCGAUGUGACAACAUUGAACGAACACUUAACGCACAUACAGACACUACCAUCACCAUCACCCCAUCAUCAUUUGCUCUAUCCGUUAUACGAAUUUGUGCGUGUGUACAUAAUUAGUGAACUUCUUAGUGAUUGAUUGCGUUUAUUACCGAUGAUGACAGUUCUUGUGCAGCUUUAAGUUUAAGUGCAUAACGAAAAUUGUGUUCCUAAAAGAAAACUCUUUUUUUUUAAAUCCACGGACGUCGCGCGUCGCAUCCAGAAUGAUUGAAACGUUCUUUUUUUUGUGUGUGUAGGUUACAUCAGAAUACCAAAGUAAAUACUUGCAGCGAGGAUUUUUUGCUCAAUUCGAAAAUUGAAAUCAAGAGAGCCCUGCUAAAAGGGAUGGGAGAUACAAAAAGAAAACGAAACGAAACAACACUGUCUUGUAUU
Molecule: messenger RNA, 2533 nt
Organism: Nicrophorus vespilloides
Lineage: Eukaryota; Metazoa; Arthropoda; Insecta; Coleoptera; Silphidae
Product: protein spinster
Exons: 11
Coding region: 559-2085 (508 amino acids)
Biological process (GO): transmembrane transport
Cellular component (GO): membrane
Molecular function (GO): transmembrane transporter activity
Source: RefSeq, a predicted model, not a curated record